AACACCGAACUCCACUUCAGCGUAUUGAACGAGGAAGUUACCCUUAAAAUCUCUUUAGUAUGUCUUGAAGAAAGGUUCUUCGCCGUUUCUUAAUUGGUGUUUCCCAAUUUCAUACUCCAGUAGCGUCGGGGCUGUCGUUGAUCGAAGGGAAGAGGAAAGAACGAGUCACUUCCGCCACGAAUUUUUGUGCCUCCGACAGUCCGCCACAAAUUCUGAAGAGUUGUUGUAAACUAGAAGAAUGGCUCAAAAGUUAUGUCACGUAGAAUCAGUUGUGUCGCUGGAUCCAUGUCAUCCGUUAACCGAAUCGGAUGUCUAUGAACGCGGGCUUCACGAGGAUAUCGGAACAAGAUGGAUGGAAUUAGCUCGAAAAUUAGGUUUUCAAAAAUCGGUGAUUGAUUCAAUAAAGAGUGAUAAUCCAUCUGAAAAGGAACGCUGCGUCGAUCUCUUAGUCCAAUGGAUGGAAAAAGAAGGCAGGGAUGAAGCCACUGCUGGUAAAUUGGCUGAGGCAUUAACAGAUAUAGGACUCAAAACUCUGGCUGAAAAAUUACUCGGUCCAUUAAAUGGCAGAAGAAAAAUAGUGAUUGAGAUCACUGGAACAAUUAAGCUUAAUGAUAACUACGAGGUCAUGCUGGGUAUCGACCGCUAUGGAAAAACUAUAUUUUUCAUGUGGGAGAGUGAGGGAAAAGAAUUUAAGACAUCCCUCGAGGAACUGAAGAACUAUGUUGACGCUAGCAGCUGCAUUGCUGCUGAAACUGUUGAAAUUACAGGCGAAAUGGAUUCAUCGGCAGAAAGGGCGAACAAUGGUUUUACCGAAGAGGAGCAAAGAAUUUCCAGCCAGUUGGAAGAUCUCCAGGGAAAGCUGAUGGACAUGGUGAAGAGUUUGGAGAUACCCGAAUUAAAGGGAGAUGCUUUUGCGAGGACCAGCAAGUUGGAUUUCAUCGAUAAACAAAGUCGAACUCUACAGGAGCUCUACACCGAAGUAACUGGAAUGACAAGAAAGGCUUGUAAUUGCAACCAUACCCUUAGAAGAACUUUCUACGACUUUGCCUACCACAGCCUGAGAUCACUGCAUAAUGAUCUCAGUGCCCGUCUGGGGGACCUAGAAUCGGAAAAAGAUGGUAUGACGGAGGAGGAGAAAAGAAAUCUGAAAAACCUUGUAUCGUACCGAGACGGCAGGGAAAGUCAAAUUAUUCAGCUGGAGAGACGUUGGAUACGGCUUUUCUCUCCGGUAGAUGAGUUGAAGAAGUCUCAAACAUUCCCUUCUCAGAGACUAACCCAGAUAACAGCUCAGAAUUUCAGAUUUAAUUCAGAUGGAGCCCAGCUAAAAGAUUUGAAAACAAAGUCGAAGAUCCCCAGGAUAAAGAAGAAGAAAACGCAAGACAAAGCAUCUUGUGUCCUUACUUCUUACAAAACAGAUAAUGACAGAAACCAAGAUAAAGAUUCUAUGGACAAGAUAUAAGUAUCAGCCGUCGUCGUUCGUCGGGGGAUGCGAUAUUUACCUUGAUUAGAGUGGAUACUCUGGAGUUACAUUUUCCGGCACCAGAUAGUCUAAUCUUUUCUUGGUUAGCGCUACAUCCCUGGUUAAAUUUUUCUCAGUUAGUGGUAUGGACAUGAAGUAAAGACAAAGGAUUUGAGAUCUGGAUGAUCCAAGUUCAAAAUCGUCAUUGAGUAGUCCCGAUGGAGUCCAACGCCUUAAUUUGGCUUUGUAAAUAGUCAACUAGUUUGCUAUCUACCUGCUCCCCCUCCUUUCCCCCUCCUCCCCCCCCCACCCUCAGUGGUUUACUUGCUGUACUCUCAGUAAUCACUAGCUUAUUUACUAUGUGCGCAUAAUCUCCAACAUAGGUGCAGAGUUGUUGGAUAUAUCUUAUCGAAGUUCUUCAUUUAGUACAAUACUCUACGGACUCUCUAUGAAGAAUCAAAUGAAUUGAUUAGUUCCGAUGAUAUCCUCUGUUAAAGACUGGCAUAGGUCAGGCAGAAAUUUUUUCCCAGAGAAAUAUAUUUUUUUGAACCUCGAUCGCUCUAUACUUUUGUGAAGUACCGAGUGAGUUUGGUAUGAUUUAUACUAUAUAUUUGGCUCUAACUUAAGAUUUGAAAUCAAAAUCCGAGGUUAUUUUGGUUUCAACUCUGAAGUUGAAUUUCUUUACUUUGAUUUCAUUGGCCCGCUUGCGCACUGAGGCCCACCGAUAGUGAGUACUAAAGCGUACACUCUAUAGUUUGGUUAAUCAGAGCCAUUCAAUAUUAGAGUUAAAGAAUGGUUUCGAAGAAGAGAGGUAAGAGAAGUAAAUCUGCUUUUAGUAGAAUUGUAGCGGAGGAAAGAGAAUAGUAAACGGUGUCUGACAGUAUUUAUCCUUUAA
This is a messenger RNA of Pocillopora damicornis (cauliflower coral), 2354 nucleotides long. RefSeq lists its product as uncharacterized. Gene Ontology annotation, molecular function: protein binding. The record is from RefSeq and is a predicted model, not a curated record. Gene Ontology annotation, biological process: signal transduction. NCBI's taxonomy places the organism in Eukaryota, Metazoa, Cnidaria, Anthozoa, Scleractinia, Pocilloporidae.